AAGAAAAUCUGAAAAUGAGAAGCAAUGGCAGUUCCUGCUCGAUUUUCUUUUCCUAUGCUCUUUCUGCUUUCUUCGUUACUUCACAUCAGCGUCUCCGCCGGUCCACCUCAGAUCUCCCCCAGCCCUUCCCCCUCUUUGCCCGCCGUCUCUGCGUCUUCGUCUCUGGCUCCGUCUCCGUCUCCUCUCGUUUCCUCUUCUGCUCCUUCCCCUGCUCCUGCCAGUUCACCCUUGGGUUUCUCGCCUCCCGCACCUUCUCCCGACAAUCAAAGUCCUACUCCCUCUCCCUCGCUCUCUCCCUCCCUGUCUCCGUCCCCGUCCCCGUCUCCGUCUCCUGCGCCGGAGCCUGCUGAUGGUGAUGUAGUUAGCCACACUGGUGUAGCCGACGAAGAAGGUCUAGUGGACAGUUCAUCGGGAGGAAUGAAUGCUGGCAAGAAGGCCGGUGUAGCACUUGGAGUUAUCGCGGCGGCCGGUGUGGUUGUGUUGGCGGCUUUGGUAUACAGGAAGCGCCAGCAGAAUAUCCGGCGAUCUCAGUACGGACACGCGGCUAGGAGAGAGAUUCUGUAGGAUGCUUUAUACAAUUGUAUCUCAUUGCUUUUGCCCGGAGGUUAUGCUCUUCCAGCCGUCUCUAUAUUGUUACAAUAGGUUCUUUUUUAUACUCUUCUCCAUGUUAUAUUCAUCACAUUGGCCCUACCUGAUGAUAGGAAUUCAUAUUCAUUCGAGAUUCUUUAUGUCGGUGAUUUUGUGACUAUUGAAACAUUUGUUUCCGAUCUCAAACUAUCACUUUCUGAUUUUUCGUUGGUACCGAUUGUAAUGGAUGUGAUGAAAAUUCAUUAUGUUACGAUCAAUACGAUUCCUCCAUGGUCUCUACCGCAACUAUGCUUUUUAUUCACUCCUGGCAGUUUUAUAGGACUCCUUAUGUAUCCUUUUAUUAUUGGAAUCGAGCAUUGAAAGAAAUUGAAGUUG
Molecule: messenger RNA, 963 nt
Organism: Neltuma alba
Lineage: Eukaryota; Viridiplantae; Streptophyta; Magnoliopsida; Fabales; Fabaceae
Product: vegetative cell wall protein gp1
Exons: 2
Coding region: 25-564 (179 amino acids)
Source: RefSeq, a predicted model, not a curated record